AUGUCUGGGUCUCUCUCUCUCCUCCUUUCCUCAACCUCGAGUCUCAACUGGGGGCGAGGGUACCUUCCUCAGAGACGCCUCACUUCCCCUCUUCAUCCGACCUCUUUCCGACUCCCCUCUCUGAGGGCUACGGCCGGCCAGUUCCCGCAGGGGUUUCCAUCUCGCAGGGCGGCGCGGUUCCCUCUGAGUGCCGCCAGCGAUGGAGGGAUACAGGCGGAGGAAAGUUCUUCGGCUGCUAGCGAUGAGGUCGCAGAGGCGCGGGGGCGGAGCACGCUGCCGGAAAGGUUCCGCAACCUUAACAAGGAGACUCCCGACCGCCCCUUGAGAUGGCCAUGGCUUGUCGGUACGUGAUUUGGUGGCCAUGGUUUGCCUGAGAAAGGAGGAUUUCUCUCCUUCUCGAAUCAAGUUUUGAUACAAAUUAUUCCGUAGAUUCGAUAAAUUCCGGAGACUGUUUCACCCCUUCCAGUCGGAUUCCUGCAUUUCUGAAAUUAUUUCUCAGGGUGGAGCACUAUAUAAAUUACCGAUUUAUGGGAGAAUUCGUUGAGAUCUGUCUGAGCAUUGGAUUCUAUGGAUGAUGCUAAUUUCGUGAUGACUCCAACCACAUUGAUCUCAUGCAAAAUAUCCGAAGCAUAAGAAGAAUGAAGGAUUUAUCGGAACAUUAGAAACAGAUUAAUAGAAAUAAGAAGCUAAGGAUGAAAAAUUUUGUGGUAGGAAAUGGUCAGCAGUGGUAAGAAAGAGCAGCUCCACUUAUCACCACUCCACUUGAACUGCCAUUGAUUGUCGUCAUUGUUGCCUUGGUCCAAUUCUCUGCCGCUGCUUAACCUGCUGAAGAUUAAGAGAUCCAACACCUGAUUUUGUGCUUAUCUUGACCAGGAACUAAACCAGUUUGGUCGCUUCUGGCCAUACCAGUUUCCAUUAUGGUUGAUCGAAGGGUCUCCAGAUUCCCUUCCUAUGCACUAACUGCCAUGAAAGUGGAUCAUUACCAGCUUUUUCUCUCGGACGUUUCCCUGUUCCCUUGCCUGUGUACUCUCUGUUGUGUGCAGUGGCAUAGAGCUCAGAAGCGUUGACUAAAUUAGAUUCCUACUCAGGAUUGUUGAGGUUGACUUCAGGUGAGUAGCACAGGAAGGUUGGGAACUUAAUUAUCACUCCUAGUGAUUAAGAGAGAAUAUCAUUCUUUGAUAUCCCUUGUUGUGUUGACUUUUGGUGAGCCUCAUCGUUUAUUCUGGGAGUUUACUUCCCAACCAUUUCCCUCUCCACAGAGAAUUGUCAUCAUUGUUGCCUUGGUCCUUUUGCCAGUUAUUUCCAAUUUAAUCGCCUGGAGCCAAGCGACCUAUUUUGGAAGUUGUUAUCUUUUUCAGUAAAAAUUUUAAUUAAAAAAUACUUUUUUCUCAUAAAUGUGGAUCAUUGGGCCUGUUUGGCGUGGCAGCAAAAACUUUUUCGUUCGACAAUAAUCGAUUUUCCUUCGUUUCCUUCAAAGGAAAACUGGGCUUCUGUGGUUCCAGAGCCGUGUAUAUGGCGGAGGUGCCAAUCGAUUCGGGGAAGAUUCGUCCCUUUGCAAGUGUCGUUGACCUGUGAGGAUUAACUGGGGGGUUUUCACUGAUAUUUGAUUGAAUUAUGUUCAGCAAAGCAACAUAGCUUACUUACUUUAAUGGGUUAUUUUCUAGCACUAGCUCUCCGUUUCAGGUUGAAUUAUUUUCUUUUUAUUUUAGUACACUGUUUUAGGUUGACUUAUUUGCUUUCAAUGAAACAAGGAGAAGUCAACUGAAUGUGUCAUUUUUUUUAGUAAAAUCUGGUUUGGAAUCUGCAUCUUUCUUACCCAGCUAAAACAAAUUGAUGCGCUGCAGCUCUGGGUUUCCUUGCGUACGCCUGGCGAGCGGUGCUGUGGGAGCUCUCCAACUGGAGGAACGCAGCCGCCGCCGUCGUUGGCUCCGCCGGCUACCUCUCCAAGCUCCUCUUCGGUCUCCUCUACCGCCUCAUCGGCCCGCCGAUCACCGCCAUCCUGUGGUGUGUUGACUUCGCCCUCAACCUCACCCGGACAGCGUACUCAAGCGUGGUAGCUGCGGCCCCCGUGGCGGAGCUCCUCUGGAUCAUCGCCCUCACAUCGGCGGUGAUGGCCGCUGCAGAAGCCGCCUCCCCGGGCUCGGUCAACGGCCAGCGGCACCUCCUCACCGCCGCCGGCGUGCUUGGCUAUGCCGCCGUCGGAGGGACAAUCACCGGGCUGCUCUUCUGGCCGCUCCUCGUUGGGGCCUUCUGCUUCUCGAGGUUCGUCCAGAAGAAGGACGCGGUGGAGGCGGCCCUGCCGCCGGCGGCACUGCUGGUCGCCGUCGGGGCGCCGUGGCUGAGGGCGGUGGCCAUGGCAGCGUUCCUGGGCCUCGCUGUACUGCAGAAUUCUAGGUCUCCGGCGGAGGAGGUGGCGGCAGGCGGCGACAGCGAGAGGGCGGCGGCGCCGGUCCCGUUGCGGCUGGCGGGGUUAGCCGUCGGCAUCCACCUGGCGGCCAGGUGGCUGCGUUAUCGGCACCUGACGUGGAUGAUUGUCUGA
Spirodela intermedia is the source of this 2539-nucleotide messenger RNA. NCBI's taxonomy places the organism in Eukaryota, Viridiplantae, Streptophyta, Magnoliopsida, Alismatales, Araceae. The record is from the annotation of a GenBank genome assembly.